Chanos chanos (milkfish) is the source of this 2262-nucleotide messenger RNA. Its product is annotated as intestinal mucin-like protein. NCBI's taxonomy places the organism in Eukaryota, Metazoa, Chordata, Actinopteri, Gonorynchiformes, Chanidae. The transcript has 18 exons. Gene Ontology annotation, molecular function: protein binding. The record is from RefSeq and is a predicted model, not a curated record. Bases 1 to 2262 code for a protein of 753 amino acids.
AUGAGGGAGGAUGCCAUCCCCCUUCAAAACGAAACCUUCUGGCUGUGUAACUGCACGCUGGCCAGAUGCAUCGAGAACAAUGUUGUUGAGAUUAUUUCAUAUGAGUGUCCGUCACUGGAGCCAAUCAAAUGUGCUAAUGGGAAGCAACCAGUCCUGCUGACUGAUGAAAUGUCCUGCUGCCCGUACUAUGCUUGCGACUGUGACUGUGAGGGCUGGGGAAGUUCUCACUAUAUUACAAAUGAUGGGCUUACUUACAGCUUCCAAGGAAACUGCACUUAUGUUCUGAUGGAGGAGAUCACACCACAAUACAACUUAAAGAUCUAUGCCGAUAAUUCCAAUUGCGAUGGCACCCAGUCUUCGUCCUGUGCUCGCUCCAUCAUCGUUGAUUACAACUCGCAAGCCUUUGCUCUUAAGAGCAUUCAGGGAGGUGCUGAGCUACAGUGUUUUUUGGGUGGUACGCCUCAGACACUGCCUUUUGAUAAUAAUGGCGUGACGGUUCUGAACACUGGCGUGUACUUGGUUCUGGAGAUAGCGAAGAUUGGAGUUGCGGUGACAUAUGGAGCGACUGAAUUUCAAAUUGACCUCCCAUACCAGUAUUUUGGAAACAAUACACAGGGACAGUGUGGUACAUGCAACAAUAACCAAGCAGAUGACUGCAUGCUACCUGACGGACGGCUGGUUGAGAGUUGCUCUGUGAUGGCUGACUACUGGCAAGCCACGAAUGUGUAUAAUCCUGACUGUCCAGUGCCGCUAAGCCUGCCAUUCAACUUGCCAAAACCUGUGCUAAUAGAGCAACCCUGCACCACCAACUCAGUCUGUCAUCUACUGAGGAGCAGUGUAUUUGAGGAGUGCCACCAGUACGUGUCUCCACACCGCUACUAUGAGGGAUGUUUGUUUGACAGCUGUCACAUGACAAACCCUGCAGCAGAAUGCACCAGUCUCCAGACAUAUGCUAUGGCUUGUGCCCAAUUUGGUGUUUGCAUCCACUGGAGAAACCACACCACCAUCUGCACCAGCGACUGCCCAGUGGAUAAAGUCUACUCACCCUGUGGCCCUGUGGAGCCGCCCACUUGUAUGGACAGCCCCCACCAUAUUCCUGUGGACAAGGUUAUAGAGGGCUGUUUCUGUCCUGAGGGCAAGAAACUCUUCAGCAAGGAAUCAGGCCUGUGUGUUGACAAAUGCGGAUGCUUGGACCCAGCUGGUGUUCCACGAGAGUUUGGGGAGAGGUUUACACAUAACUGCCAGGAGUGCAUUUGCAUGGAAUCCACUAAGACAGUAAUGUGUAAGGCUAAAGAGUGUUCCACAGCAGUCCCACCCAUCUGUAACAGUCCUGGCUUUGUCACCAUCAAUGAAACCAAUCCUGAAGAUCCCUGUUGCACCACACUCUCCUGCCGCUGUGACAGCAGUUCUUGUCCAGUGGUUGACAGCUCAUGUCAAGCAGGUUACCAGCCUGUUCUCACUGUACCUGAGGGAGAGUGUUGUCCUCAGUUCACCUGUGAGCCCAAGAAAGUCUGUGUCCAUGAAGGCGUGGAAUAUCAGCCUGGACAGACUGUGCCUCUAUCGGAGUGCCAGGAAUGCUCCUGCAGUUGGAAUGUGGAUCCUGAAACUCAGCACUAUCAGAUCGAGUGUAACUCUGUGACCUGUGAUGUGCAGUGUGAACCUGGUUUUGAGUAUGUGAGGUCAGACUCAGAUAAGUGCUGUGGAAAGUGUGUACAGACUCAUUGCAUCAUGAACAAAAAUGGCACAAAAAUGUUCUUACAGCAUGGAGCUGUGUGGUCUCCUCCUGGAGACACCUGUGAGCGUUACACCUGUACACACAUCGCAGGUUCAUUCAUAACCACAAAUUACCAGAUCCGCUGCCCGCCUUUUGACCAGAGCAGAUGUCAACCUGGUACAGUCCAACUUGCUGCAGACGGAUGCUGCAAAGUUUGUGUGGAGAAGGAGACUGGCUGCAAAGUGGAGGCUGUUGUGGACUACAUCAUACACAACAAGUGCCAAUCAGAAGAGAAGAUAGCUCUGACGUAUUGUCAGGGAGACUGCAAUAGCUACAGCAAGUACUCUGAGCUGGGAGACUCGUCCUGUAGCUGCUGUCAGGAGUCUCACUCCACCAACCGAACGGUGAACCUGCGUUGUCUGAACGGGGAUGUGGUGCCUUACACUUAUACCCACGUGGAGGAGUGCAGCUGCAGUGUGACCUCCUGCCACAAAGCCACCUCACUCAGCUCCCGCAGGAGACGUAGCCUCAGACUAGCAGGAGUGUAA